This is a messenger RNA of Sparassis crispa, 261 nucleotides long. RefSeq lists its product as hypothetical. The transcript has 2 exons. Lineage: Eukaryota; Fungi; Basidiomycota; Agaricomycetes; Polyporales; Sparassidaceae. The record is from RefSeq and is a predicted model, not a curated record. Bases 1 to 261 code for a protein of 86 amino acids.
AUGGAAACCGUCUGGCCUGGGGCGACAAGUGUACGAUCGCUGCUGGCGGGAGCGAAGGUCGGACUGAACCAGACCUCCAAGGCGGUGGCGGAGUCACUGCAAGGACAGAAGCGCACACUGCACGACACAUUCAGCUCUGAACGUAGCUCAGACAUGCUCAAGCGCCAGGCGUUCGCCGGGCCCGUCGAGUGCGGCGGCGGACCCGGACGCGCACCUGCGCGUCCUGGCGCACUCGCUGGGGCUGAGCGUGCCCGGAGUUGA